Zootoca vivipara (common lizard) is the source of this 1984-nucleotide messenger RNA. Its product is annotated as vesicle-trafficking protein SEC22b. Gene Ontology annotation, cellular component: membrane. The record is from RefSeq and is a predicted model, not a curated record. Gene Ontology annotation, biological process: retrograde vesicle-mediated transport, Golgi to endoplasmic reticulum; endoplasmic reticulum to Golgi vesicle-mediated transport. Lineage: Eukaryota; Metazoa; Chordata; Lepidosauria; Squamata; Lacertidae. Gene Ontology annotation, molecular function: SNAP receptor activity.
UUCCCUUUCGCCUUCCGGCCAGCUCCGCUCUGUGGCCGUGGCGCAGCGGCAGCCGCGGGUGCGAGGCAGGCGGCCAUGGUGCUCCUCACGGUCAUCGCGCGGGUGGCCGACGGGCUUCCUCUGGCCGCGUCCAUGCAGGAAGACGAGCAGUCUGGUAGAGACCUGCAGCAGUACCAGAGCCAAGCCAAACAGCUGUUCCGAAAACUCAAUGAACAGUCUCCGACCAGGUGCACCUUGGAAGCAGGAGCCAUGACUUUUCAUUACAUCAUUGAGAGAGGAGUGUGUUAUCUGGUGUUGUGUGAAGCUGCCUUCCCCAAAAAGCUGGCCUUUGCAUACCUGGAAGAUUUGCACUCAGAAUUCGAUGAGCAGCAUGGAAAGAAGGUUCCAACAGUGUCCAGGCCCUAUUCUUUCAUUGAGUUUGAUACUUAUAUCCAGAAAACCAAGAAACUAUAUAUUGACAGUCGUGCAAGGAGAAACCUUGGCUCCAUCAACACAGAGUUGCAGGACGUACAGAGAAUCAUGGUAGCCAACAUUGAAGAAGUUCUACAACGAGGCGAGGCACUUUCAGCUUUGGAUUCCAAGGCAAACAAUCUGUCCAGUUUGUCGAAGAAAUAUCGCCAGGAUGCAAAAUAUUUGAACAUGCGUUCCACCUAUGCCAAGCUUGCUGCUGUUGCUGUGUUCUUUAUCAUGUUGAUUGUCUAUGUGAGGUUCUGGUGGCUUUGAGAGGUUUCCAGGCACCAAAGAGGGACAGCUAGUAACACAGCAGAUGCAUAGUUGCAAGAUGCCAAGAUCGCCGGAAUGUACAUUAGAAGCCCCAAAUGGGAUGACUGUAUAGUGAGAAUUGCUGCUACUUUCCGGUGAAUCUUAAUUCCCAAAUGUCAAAGCUUCCUGGAUUUUCUUUUGCACUUAGAAGACUUGAAAUUUGUCCAUCCCACCAGCAGCAUGAUUUCCAUCCCUAAUGUGAGAGGGAAGCCCUGAAUUGUCUUAUGAGGCUAAUUCACGGCUUUCGCGUUGAUGCUGCAGUAGACACCCCACCCCCUCUCCCUGUAAAUGAUCCCAGCCCUCAUAGUAAAGGGACUCUAAUGAACAUUCCUGGUGCUAGUAAUAUUUUCUCAAGGGUCUGGAUCUUGCUACUUGUGCAGAAAUUCCUGUUUAAAGGCUGAGUCUUUACUGUACUUCUGACAUACUGACAUUACACCAUUAAUUUCUUAAACAGAUAGGAAAUUCUGCUUCAGUAGACUUCAUUAUUGUUAGAUAUAUUGAAUCAUUACACCAUUGAUUUAGAAAGUAGCUAAGAAAUUCUGCCUCAGCAGACUUCAUUAAGUGCUAAGUAUAAUGUUGAAAUAGUUGUCACAGAAUUAAAUUACAAGCACGUAAUUCAUUUUCAUUUCAGAUAAAUCUAUGUUUUUAAAACCAAUACCAUUCUCUGCAUAUUUUACAGGGAGAGGCUUGGCGUCUCCUGCUUGUUGGGUUUUUCUCUCUCCCACAAAUGUCACUAUUUCUUUUGCUUUGUGCAGUCUGUAAGACAACCUACUAUUUGGAUCUCGCGGCACACGAAAGGGCUGAAGAAGAGCAGGUCUCUUCCUGAAUUCUUGACAGUCUGUGCUUUGAAAAAUUAAGCUCCUUUGUCAGUCUCUUCUUCACUGUUUCUUUGUCUAUUUCCCUGUGGAGCAGAAACUGUUAGUGUCCUGAACUCUGGUAUCUGAGGACUGCUAACUCUGAGGGGGGUGCUAUCAUGCAGUGUGAAAAGUACUUUCAGAUGUGUCUUAAGAGUGGAUCUCAAAAAAGGAGAUAGUAGAACUAAUCUCCCAUGUGUUCUCAGGCAGCCUGUCUGAGUAGUUGCAAGGGAAGAGAAAAGGAGUUGAAGAACAGAACACCACAUACUAUGUUCCAUCAGAGAUAAUGAAAAGAAAAUUGGUUUUAUUUCAAUUGGCAAGCGCACUAUUACAGCUCUCUCUUAAAAAUAAAAGGUGAAUUCACAGCA